GAUAAACCGAUACUUAGGUGUCAUCACUGUAUGCCUGUAUCACAUUCAAUCACGUGACAAUACAUCCGUCAUUUUAAUUUCUAAUAAUUCAAAUCGCACAUCGCAUGGAAUACGAUGUUUGAUUUCGCUUUUCUUUUCAAGACAUAAAUAAACAUAUGAAUAUUUUUUUCUUUUAUUUCACAACAAAUAACGAAGGAAUACUGUGGCGAAUUGUUACAUUUUGCAACUCGAAUGGGUAAUACUACCAACAAAAACAAAUAUUACAAUAAUCAGAAGUAUACCAGUCAGUAUAGUCUCAGUGAUCUAAUUGGUGGAAGUUGUGUCGGAACAACACAAUCCUCAAAUAAAGAAUCUAAAUCAUGGUCUCGUGUUUCAAAUAAAAGUUGGAGCGAAGGCACGGUAUACCACUCAUUAGAUACUUCGAAAACACAAUGGCCAGUAUCGCGUUCUCAAGCUAUGUUCCUUCCAGAAUUUCAAAUAAGACCAAUACCUUUGCAAAGUACUUGUAAGCUUAUAUGUGUAAUAGCUAAAGGAGCAUAUGGGAAAGUAUAUAAAAUUCUAAAACAAGACACUGGGAAAGUUUAUGCUUUGAAAGCUAUUAGCAAAGCCAAAGUUGUUACGGAAAAUGGAGUAAUGCAGGCAAAACAGGAAGUUGCUAUACAAAGGCUUGUUGGUCACCAUCCAUUUAUAUUAAAUUGUACUCAUAAAUGGCAAGGAAGAAAGACGUUAUACAUAUUAACCGAUUAUGUUGGUGGAGGAGAAUUAUUUUCACUAGUCGAGGAGUGUGGUGCCCUGCCUGAAAAUGUAGUUAGAAUAUAUGUAGCAGAAAUUGCUUUAGCUAUUGAUUUUUUGCACAAUGUUGGGGUAGUACAUAGAGAUAUAAAGGCAACAAAUGUUCUUUUAGAUGUAGAAGGUCAUGCUGUGAUUAUUGAUUUUGGUUUAGCAAAAUGGUUAACUCAUGCUGAAAGAACUAACACACUUUGUGGAACACCUGAAUAUAUGGCACCAGAAAUACUGAAGAGACAAUAUUAUGGACAAGAAGUAGAUUGGUGGUCACUAGGAGUCCUUGCUUGUAUCAUGCUGACAAACCAGUAUCCAGCAGGCGCGACCAGCGAACUUUUGCCAGAGGACAGAGGAACGAAUUAUGCAGCGCCUGGAACGCUUCCGCCGAAUGCGGAAAAGAUCUCCGCGCCGGCCAAGGAUCUACUCAGACGGCUGCUGCAGCCGGAUCCUGGUCUCAGGCUGAGGUCACUUUUCGGCCUGCAGAGGAUCGCGUUCUUCAUGGGCCACGAUCUGCAGAGCUUCAUGAAGAAGAAGGAUUCGCCGUUCCGACUGCUAGGGAGAAAUGUCCAGAACGAUCAGGAGAGGAUGACCAAGGAGUUCUCGGGCUUCGACACAUCCCUCGGGGACAGCAUCUCUCGCGCAGACGAUCGAUGAUCUGACACGCAGCUAGUCUUUCAAUUUCGAUGUUUCAGCUGCAAUGUACCGAUCGAUGUAUCAAUCAAUGGACUGAGGCAAGCAGCAAUCCGCUUGGAAACUUUGUUGCUCGUCAAGCAAACCCGAUGCCAUCCGUUACGUUCGUACAACAAGUAUAUCCUAUAUUUUGCAUAACUUUAAGAAAUCUGAUUUUUAUGAGUCUUCUCGCCGCUCGAACCAUAUCCAGCCUCGGUCAGAAACUAUGACCAGAGAACAGUGUUGCAAUUUCCAGCGGCUUUCGGUGUGCAAGAGAAAAAUUGUCGAGCUUUUCUGCCUUGCAAUGUGCAAAACAAGAGUCUGUGAAAUGUAUUCUGUCGUAAACGAAAAUAUAUUCCGAGCAAUCUAA
This is a messenger RNA of Megalopta genalis, 1822 nucleotides long. RefSeq names its product ribosomal protein S6 kinase like (gene S6KL). Lineage: Eukaryota; Metazoa; Arthropoda; Insecta; Hymenoptera; Halictidae. Gene Ontology annotation, biological process: protein phosphorylation. The record is from RefSeq and is a predicted model, not a curated record. Gene Ontology annotation, molecular function: ATP binding; protein serine/threonine kinase activity.